Molecule: messenger RNA, 3802 nt
Organism: Populus euphratica (Euphrates poplar)
Lineage: Eukaryota; Viridiplantae; Streptophyta; Magnoliopsida; Malpighiales; Salicaceae
Product: protein SMG7-like
Exons: 8
Coding region: 158-3025 (955 amino acids)
Biological process (GO): nuclear-transcribed mRNA catabolic process, nonsense-mediated decay
Cellular component (GO): telomerase holoenzyme complex
Molecular function (GO): protein binding; telomerase RNA binding; telomeric repeat DNA binding
Source: RefSeq, a predicted model, not a curated record
AAAAGAAUAGAUUGCCCCAAUUUUUAUUUCUCAAAAAUAAAAAUUCUCCCCCACGCUUCCUCUGGCAUUCGAAUCACUCAAAUUCGCGUUCUCGAUCUUCAAUUCAAAUCAAGUUCAAGAAACACGGGGAAAUUUGGUGGCAAGUUUUUGAUGAACAAUGACGGUUCCGAUGGAUAAUCCAGUGGAUCUUUCAUCGCGGGACCGUGUUCAACGUCUUUAUGACAAGAAUGUUGAGUUGGGGAAUAGGCUUCGGAGGUCAGCCCAAGCAAGAAUUCCAUCUGAUUUUACUGUUUGGCAACAGAUGCGAGAGAAUUAUGAGGCAAUUAUCCUAGAAGAUCAUGUUUUCUCUGAGCAACAUGAAAUAGAAUAUGCUUUGUGGCAGUUGCAUUACCGGCGUAUUGAGGAGUUUCGAACUCAUUGCAAAGCUGCUCUAGCUUCAAAUGGUUCAGUUACAUCUCAGAAUGGAACAAUGAUUGCAAGACCUGAACGAAUUACUAAAAUCCGUUCCCAGUUUAAAACCUUUCUGUCUGAAGCAACUGGAUUCUAUCAUGAUUUAAUGUUGAAAAUCAGAGCAAAGUGUGGUCUUCCUCUAGUUUCUUUUUCAGAUAAUUUGGAGAGUCAGAAUAUUAUGUCUGGAGAAGGAAGUAAAGCUACUAUGAUGAGGAAAGGCCUGAUUUCCUGCCACCGUUGUCUGAUUUACCUUGGUGACCUUUCACGUUAUAAAGGCUUAUAUGGUGAAGGAGACUCAAAAACAAGUGAUUUUUCAGCCGCAUCAAGUUACUAUAAGCAAGCUUCUUCAUUGUGGCCUUCAAGUGGCAACCCUCACCAUCAGCUUGGAAUAUUAGCCACUUAUUCAGGGGAUGAAUUUGAAGCAAUAUACUGCUACUUUAGGAGUCUAGCUGUUGACAACCCCUUCUCAACUGCCAGAGAUAACUUGAUUAUUGAAUUUGAGAAGAAUCGUCAAAGUUUUUCCCAGCUCUGUGGGGAUGCCAAAGCUUCGUUGACGAAGAAUGCAACAAGGCAAAUUGGUAGGAGAGGAAGAGGCAGAGGUAGCAAAAUGUCUCCCUUGAAAGACAAUAAAAAAGAUGCAAGUGCUCUAAAGAAAAACACAUCCAGUAUUCCUGAAACUUUAAAAGCUUUCAAAAUUCGAUUUGUCCGACUAAAUGGCAUCCUAUUUACGCGAACAAGUUUGGAAACUUUCGUAGAGGUUCUUUCAAUGGUCAAAAGUGACUUGCUUGAACUUCUGUCAUCUGGGCCAAAAGAAGAGUACAAUUUUGAUUCAAGUUCUGAGGAUAAUGGGCUUGUGAUUGUUAGGCUUGUAUCCAUUCUUAUAUUCACAAUCCAUAAUGUGAAUAGGGAAGCUAAGCUUGAGUCAUAUGCUGACAUAUUGCAACGCUCUGUUUUGCUUCAGAAUGCUUUUACUGCCAUCUUUGACUUGAUGGGGCUCAUUAUUAAGAGAUGCACACAACUGAAUGAUCCUUUGGCUAGCUUUCUGUUGCCUGCAGUGAUGAUUUUUUUGGAGUGGUUAGCCUGUCAUCCAGAUUUUGCUACUGGCAUCGAAGUGGAAGAGCAUCAAGCUGCUGCUAGAUUGUUCUUUUGGGAGAAUUGUAUUCCUUUUUUGAACAAGCUUUUGUCAAAUGGGACCAUGCCCAUUGAUGUGGACGGAGAGGAUGCUUGUUUUUCCAACAUGAGCAGCUAUGAUGAAAGUGAAACCUCCAACAGGCUUGCAUUGUGGGAGGACUUCGAAUUGAGAGGGUUUUCGCCUCUUGCUCCAGCACAAUUGAUUCUUGAUUUUUCAAGGAAGCAAUCUGUCAAAAGUGAUGUUGGUGUCAAGGAGAAAAAGGCAUGUCUUCAGAGGAUUCUAUAUGCUGGAAAAGCUCUUGCAAACCUAGUUCGGGUUGGGCAGCAAGGCAUGUAUUUUGACUCAGAGUCGAAGAAAUUUGCCAUUGGUGCUGAGCCUCAAACAGCCCAUAGUUUUGAGGUGGCUGCUUCUCUUGAAAUGUCUUCUUUAAAUUUUUUGGGGCACAAAUAUCCAGCUGUGGAGAAAUUGAGUGUGGAACAGGCUCCUCUAUACAUGGAUGGGGAAGAAGAGGAUGAGGUGAUUAUUUUUAAGCCGUUGAUGACUGAUAGGCACUUUGAUGCCAAUGCUCUUGAGUUGUCUGCUUUUGAGGUUCCAAGUAAUGCCUCUCAAGGCAACACGGAGAGCUGUAUAGGAUCUGUUCCCGUCUCAUGUGAUUCUUAUUAUCUGUCAAAUGGUUUCAAUAGAAGCACAGUUGGCCCUAAAUCUCCUGCAUCUGUUGCCGCCCUGCAUUUUCAAGCAUUGCAACCUCACGCUUCAAAAUGGCCUUCCAGAUCUGAAGGAUCCAUUUCCAAUGGGCUGAACAACUUCAAUUUGGUAGGGAAUGGGCUUGUUAUGAAGAGUGGGUUGCAAGAACACCAAGCAGUUUUGCAGCCUUCUGCAGUUUCACUUCCUCUUCCGCUCUUUGUGAACCCUAGUGCUUGUAACCUGCUACCAGCUAAGGUUUCUGAUACUGUAGUACACUCGAAAUCUGAGUCAGUCAUGUCUUCUGUCUCUGGUUUUGACAGUCUGUCCUUGAAGGCAUCAUCAGUGUUCUCAGCUAGUUCAAGAUUGAAUCCAGUAAGCCGUCCUGUUCAUCACCUUGGCCCUCCACCUGGAUUUAGCUCUGUUCCUCCUAAGGCCAAAUGUGAGAUCUUAUCAGGCGUUGGUCAGGAGAAUUAUGAUUUGCAUAUGGAUGAUUAUAGCUGGCUUGAUGGAUAUCAGCCACCAUCAUCAGCAAAAGCAACUGUGUUUAACAAUUCUAUCAAUCACCCUGAACAAUCUUGUAAUCAUACGAAAGCGAAUGAUGGCCUGACAGGAACAAGAAUGUUUCCAUUUCCUGGCAAGCAGCUCCAAACAUUUCCGAUGAAAAUUGAAAGCCAGAAUGGCUGGUUGAACUGCCAGCUUCCUGAUCGUCUGAAAGUGUACCAGGAGUGGCAACAGCAGCAACUUGCAAAAAUAGGCUAGCAGUCUCUUCCCCUGCUGCAGCAGUAUCGUGGAUAGUUACUUUGUAUGGUCAUUUCUUUGUGUGAGAGAUCAUUAAGAGGAUGCAGAUGAAUAUUUUGUGGGUGAACUAUCUGUUUGCUUGGCAUGACCAAGUAAUCUUCAUCUCUGCAGUGCUGCAAAUGUUGAAGUCUUCAUUGGAGAAUGGUUGGUCUUGGAGUUUUGCUGGUGCUUGCUUUUAAACAGCUCGCACCAAGAUUCGAGGUCUCUAUGAAUGGCAAUCAUUAAGAAGAUGGGAAUGGGAUAUGUGCGCUAUUGAUGUUUCCUUUUCUGAUGAAUUGAAUUGGCCCAUAACCUGUGCAUGGAAACGUAGGGUUCUCCUAAUGUCCUCUGUCUGGGGGAAUGAAAUGGUAGCUAUUUUGCAUAUUUAGAGGAAAAGCUGUAUGUCAAAAGAGAAUGCUACUUCCUGUGAGGCGCAGCUGGAUACUGUAGGUUGUUUGUGAGCUGCCUUGGAGUUUUCAGAGUUUAAGAUUUGCUUGUCUGUGCUGCCAUCAAUAUUUAGAGAUCGACUCUGUCAACGUUUAUGAAUAAGGUUUGUGUUUGAGCUGUCAGACAAUAAUAAACAAGUACUUGAAGUCUUAUGAUACAUGAUUGUGUAAAACUUGAAACUGCUUUUUCAAUGUCAUUACUAUUUCACGCUCCAUCUGUUAUCUUUUGUGGAUUUGAUUAGUAGAAACACAAAACAAGAUCAACUGGAUUCAAAUGGUUUGUGGAUUGAAUAGGAUUGAAUUUAGUUUCUUA